Molecule: messenger RNA, 1059 nt
Organism: Centropristis striata (black sea bass)
Lineage: Eukaryota; Metazoa; Chordata; Actinopteri; Perciformes; Serranidae
Gene: c3h1orf159
Product: chromosome 3 C1orf159 homolog
Exons: 9
Coding region: 224-823 (199 amino acids)
Source: RefSeq, a predicted model, not a curated record
CCCGGAAGUGUUGAUGCUAAAUCAGAGCAGGCAGCUAUGAGCUACGCACUGUAGGACUGUCUGUGGUUGACCUGCGGAGGUGUGUUGAUGACAAAUCUGCCCAAACUGUGAGUGACUUUAUGAUUGUACCUGUGCUGCGGCGGACCUCACCUGACGCUGAUUAAACCACACCUGGGAGUUUGGUUGAGGCCAAAGCCUAGCUAGUGUUUGGCUGGGUUCGAAUAUGGCUCUGUCAUUCCUUUUGGUCUUGGCUGCAACUGUGAUUCUUAUCAGACCCGAGACUCCUGUGACGAAGGCUUUACAUCAGAACUCACUUGAGUGCUGUGGCGAGAAGCAGAGAGUGAACAAUUCAUGUUCAAAUGACACCCACUGUGAACCAGGAUGCUUCUUGCGUGUCCUUGAGAACAGCAACACUGUUUGCAUUUUCUGUGACUCCGCAGCUGUGGAUUUGGAGAACAUCACAGUCUGCACCUACAACUACACAGUGGAGAGGAAAAACCACACAACUGUAACUACUGUCAUUCCGAAAAUCGGGGGGCCAGGCGUGGCAGCCUCUCUUCUCCUGGGAACACUGUUGAUCAGCCUGUUCCUGAUCCUCUCUGUUGCCUCCUUUUUCUACCUCAAACGCUCCAACCGACUCCCGAGCAUCUUCUACCGCCGCAACAAAGCCUUCAUAUUCCAACCAAGUGAGACAGCUGUCAUGAUCCCCUCCUCAACAGUGCGGAAGCCAAGAUAUGUCAGAAGGGAGCGGCCGACUGCAACUUCACCAGUGAAUAAUGACACGGCGCCCACCACAUCCACCACGCAGGUCUUUAAUGUGUAGGAGGAGCAGGGACAGGUAGAAGAGAAAGCUCAGGAACGAUGUUAGAUUUUUAUUAUCAUGUGAAGGCUUGGCGGUGCGGAGAACGACCAGGUGACUCAUAUUUAACUGUAGCUGCUUCUGCUGCUUUCUUGUCACUAGGGCUGUUACUUGUGAUUUUGAGUAGUAUCCAGUAACUAUCCUGCCACUCUUCAUGUCACGGUCUCUGACGUAUUCCUUUUAUAUUCUGUUUUUUUCCC